Hyaloperonospora brassicae is the source of this 774-nucleotide messenger RNA. The record is from the annotation of a GenBank genome assembly. NCBI's taxonomy places the organism in Eukaryota, Oomycota, Peronosporomycetes, Peronosporales, Peronosporaceae.
AUGAAGAUGCGGAUCUGCAGGCUUUUCUGGCACAAGGUUAUCGUUUCGCUCAAGAUUAUUGCCAGGCAAAGACCAUGUCUGCUGACCAUUGUUCGUCCCAGGGCCAUUGGCGGCAAACUCGAGAUACAUCUCCAGCAAAACGUAAGCCGUCUCACUUCUGUAUCGGGAAAGGAGGCCCGCCGACAUCAGCUUCGGAUCCGCUAUGGAACGUGGCACCAGAGCGUGACAUUACGUGCUCCGACCAGCGCCGUCUUCGAGACGUGGUGGGCGGCACUUGAGAACGCGCUUGCCAUGCCUUACUUCGUAACGGUUCCCAUCGUUGAUGCCCGCGCACGUCAAGUGACCGUAGCACCAGUUAUACCCGCAAGACGCAACAAAGCACGCCACAAGCAGACGGCAAUGCUAGAAGCUGUGAUCGGAGAAAAGAGCGAAGGUGCAAUGCUCGACGAUAUGCCCAUGCUUGAAGCCAAGAAGGGUCCUUCAUCUCUCGCCGAAAUGGAUGUCCUAGCGAGCUGGAAGACGUGGGACAGUCUGGACUACUUUGCAAACGUACCAAGUAUUUCCGGUCCGCAGACACUCCCUACUGUUGCAGGCACAAGCAAUGACAAUGUGUCCUCCAACGCAAGCGACAGCGACGAAAAGUCACCGCACAAUGAUAUCAGCGAGUUCUGGUCACGAUCAUCGGAGUGGAAAGGCGGCGCACACGAGCAGCACCUUCAUCUUGGUCCCAGUCGGACUGUUUGCGCGUUGAGGUCGGACAACUCCCAUCACUGA